AAAAAGGAGGAUGAAAUUGCAGCUACUUAUGAGACAUGUUAGUUAUCACAGCUCCACGUUAAACCUGUUCCAUUAAAUACAUUAAACGAAGCCUGUUCAACACCGUGCCACAAUGCAAUAAGAUAACGACGGAACUCACCUGAAAUAUGUUCAACGUUUUCUAUCAUUCUCUCCAAAUUCUUGUUCAGCUCCAACACGUCGUCGCUGCUGCUCUGCGGAAGCUCGGAUGAAUCGGCCAUCUGAAUUUAAAAAACCGGCACAUGGCUUUUAUCAGCUGUCGGUCAAGUCACACAGAGACUUCUCCACUAGAAACUAACGUCACCUCCAGCAAGCCGUCCCUCACAUUGACUUGUCAUGGCAGCAAAGCCUGUUAAAAUGUGCAUAAUAAUAUUUUAAAUAAUUGCACAUGAUUGAUCUCAGUUAAUGUUGGACUAAAAGCUUGAGUGGAAAAGUAAUUGAGGGUGAAAAAAAAACCCUGGAGGGAUUGAACUAGCUGACAGCAUGAAAAAAAAACAGAGAAAGCAGGAACAGACUACUUACCUGAAAAAACAACCAAUCAAAGGACUAGUGGGCGUUUCCAGGCAAACAGAUAAAGCAGGUAUGACAGGUGACAUCUUGACAUAAAGCAAGGGCAAACAGACAAGAAAGUAGUGGGAGAGGAGUAACCUGCAACUUGGAAGCGUAGAGACCAUCAUUUGGAUCAGCUCACGUCCAAAUACCUGCAACACCUGGUUUGAACGAGAAAAGGACUUUUGGUGGGCUGACUAAACUGCUGCAAAAAGAGUUUGCCAUAGAAAGGAGAGACAACCAAAGGCGAAGGGUUAAGAAAAGACUCUUGAGAGGUGAGAAGAAAUUUUACAAUGUCUUCAUUUGAGACCCAGGGCCAGUCUCCUCCUCGGUGUGGCCCGCAGUUCCCCAGCCUCGGCCAGGAGCCCCCUGAGCUCAGUAUGUACAGUGACUGCUACUACCCCCCUCCUUCCUUGCCAAGUCCUCAGCGCACCACGCCAACUUCCUACGAUCUGAGCGAGUUCUCAACCUCCUCCCCAAACCCUUACCUCUGGUUCAACGGCUCCGGCAUCAAUACGCCGUCGUACCUGGCUACUACUGGCCCGCCCGGUAAUCCCGGCCCUCCCUUUGUCCCUCAGCACUAUGGCAUGCAGAGGCCUUACCUGGGUCCUGCUGGAGCUGGGGGUCCAGGAGGGGAGCUGAGUUGGUACUCUCUCCCCUCACAAGAAGACCUGAUGAAGCUGGUCAGGCCACCUUACUCCUACUCCGCUCUCAUCGCCAUGGCUAUCCACGGAGCACCAGACAGGAGACUGACCUUGAGUCAGAUUUACCAGUACGUCGCCGACAAUUUCCCGUUCUACAACAAGAGUAAAGCAGGCUGGCAGAAUUCCAUCAGACACAACCUGUCACUCAAUGACUGCUUCAAAAAAGUACCAAGAGAUGAGGAUGAUCCAGGCAAGGGCAACUACUGGACACUUGACCCAAACUGCGAAAAGAUGUUUGACAACGGGAACUUCCGCCGCAAAAGGAAAAGGAAGUCUGAUUCCCUCUCCGGUGGUGAUGGCGGUUCAGGGGCUCCAGAGUCGGGUGACAGCGAGAGGGACAGCCCCAAAAACAACUCUGCCCUUAACAUCUCACCCACAGCGGACAGGAUCCCCUCACCUUCAUCAUCAGGUCCCGCACAUUGUCUGAGCAGCUUCUUAUCCGAGAUGUCUGGUGUGACCACUGGAGCAGCUAAUGAGGUGGGAGGUGAUGGGUUAAGCAGGCCACUGCAGAUCAACGUUCCUUUAGAUGGGCCUCAUAGAUCCACGCAACCUGGAAGCUAUAGUACCUACUCCCCCAACUCAGAGUGGGUACCGCAAGUGCCAGCUCCCCCUGUGCUCUCCUCUUCACCCACCCACUCUUCCCUAGGCUACUCUAGCCCCAUCCUCAGCCAGUACAAUGGGUCCAGUGGGCAUUUCUACCCUACGCUGGGCUCAGCAGGAAUCAUCUAUCACCGUGAUGGCACAGAGGUUUAAUAAGUUUACCUGUCGGGUCACUUAUGAUGUUAGAGUGGUUCUGAUGUGAAAGACAGUACACACACAAACACACACAAGUAUAUUUGCGCUGACUGAGACAGUUGAGAUGACUAAAGCAUGUGACAGCAGAGUAAAAAUGCUUUGAUUCCCACAGGAACAGCUGAGUCAGCCACAGUGGACGACGAAACCGUAGUCUGCCUCACUAUCAGAUCCUCAGUCAGCUUUUAUUCUAAAUAAAGCUAGCCCCUAUCAGAUCUGACUCAUUAUUAACCGAUCCUAGAUCUGAUCUGCUGACAUCAGGCCAUUCCACACCACUAUCUGUGAUUCAUUGAUGGUAUCACACUUACAACGCUCAGACAGCACAUUUAGAGGAGUAGUUAAACAAACAAAAGGUAAAAUUUAGACUUUGUGUCAUGUAUUUUGGUUGAACUAAAACUACACAAUCUGAUAUACAUACAAUCUUUGAUUCUGAUACACAAGUGGUAAUUGUACUUUGUAAAUAUGUCAAUGUGUUGUGUAAUGUUAUACAUUUAUAUUGUUGGUUUGUUGGUACAGCUGUUCGUACAUUGUUCAAAAUGGAUUCCUAAUGUAUGGUAUACGCUUUCUAUUUUGUGUUUUUGAUAUGAAUAAAAGGUUUUAGA
Molecule: messenger RNA, 2665 nt
Organism: Micropterus dolomieu (smallmouth bass)
Lineage: Eukaryota; Metazoa; Chordata; Actinopteri; Centrarchiformes; Centrarchidae
Gene: foxi3b
Product: forkhead box I3b
Exons: 3
Coding region: 861-2024 (387 amino acids)
Biological process (GO): regulation of transcription by RNA polymerase II; anatomical structure morphogenesis; cell differentiation
Molecular function (GO): RNA polymerase II cis-regulatory region sequence-specific DNA binding; DNA-binding transcription factor activity, RNA polymerase II-specific
Source: RefSeq, a predicted model, not a curated record